CUUACAGUCUUGGCAUCAUCACGACUUGGAUCCUCCAUGAAGAUGGACGGCCGAGUCUUUCGACUCAUUUUGAUAUUCUGCCUUUUUAUUGUACAGGCGAAAGCACACGAAGAUGAGAAAAUUGAACGGAAUCAAGACCCUCUUAAGAACUGCACGUGCAUGAGAUCGGAUAGUGAGUGCAAACUGAUCAAGAACAAGUGUGAAGAUGAGGUUUGUUCAGUAAGGGAUGCUUUUGAAUGUACGAGCUGUGGGGGCGGCGACUGUGACUGUGUUUACAGCGUAUUGGAAGAUAGAGUUGCUGAAAUCUGUGUCACAGAAGGAGAGGGAGCAGAAAAGAAACGAAGUCUAAGGAAAUUCAUUAAAAAAAUUAAGAAAAAGAUAAAGAAAACUUUCAAGAAGUUGAAACGCUUUUUCCGAAAAAGAAAAAAUAGAAGACAACGGAAAAGAAAAAACAACAAAGGAGGAAGAAAACCGAAAGCCCGGAGAGGCAAACUGAGGAAAAGACAGAGAAAACCGAGGCAGAGAAAGUCAUGGCUGAGAAAGAAGAUUUAAUCUGAAUUUGGCAAAUUUAGAAAUAUCGUAAUUUUAUGGUUGAAAGAAAGGAAAAUUGUAAUUUUCAACGAAUAUUAUUUAAUUUUCUAAAAAAAAAAAUGUUUACCAUAAUCCUUACGAAAGAAGAGUACACAAAUAAUGAUAUGCUAUAACAUAAUCAUUUAUUAACUUACCAAACGUGUGGGCCCAACGGAAAAUUCAUUCUACCGAGGGUUGUUUGAGGACAUGCUGAGUAUCCAGGGUAACCACUUAAGGACCUGAGAUCAGUCCUUACUACAUAAAGAUUAUAGUUUCCAGUCGC
Messenger RNA from Saccostrea echinata, 853 nucleotides. RefSeq lists its product as uncharacterized. The record is from RefSeq and is a predicted model, not a curated record. Bases 37 to 552 code for a protein of 171 amino acids. NCBI's taxonomy places the organism in Eukaryota, Metazoa, Mollusca, Bivalvia, Ostreida, Ostreidae. The transcript has 4 exons.